Molecule: messenger RNA, 1662 nt
Organism: Umbelopsis ramanniana AG
Lineage: Eukaryota; Fungi; Mucoromycota; Umbelopsidomycetes; Umbelopsidales; Umbelopsidaceae
Exons: 7
Coding region: 80-1297 (405 amino acids)
Biological process (GO): G protein-coupled receptor signaling pathway; regulation of signal transduction; protein phosphorylation
Molecular function (GO): ATP binding; G protein-coupled receptor kinase activity; G protein-coupled receptor binding
Source: RefSeq, a predicted model, not a curated record
CUUGCUUUUUUACCUUGAGUGGCAAUCUUUUUAAUCAUCCAGCAAAUUUGCGUCCUCUGUAUACCCUAAUUCUUGUCUGAUGGGCGCCGUAUGCUGCAAGGAAGAUGACAUUGCUUUCAAUGAAGAAGUCGAGUUGAACCACUUUUACCUAUUGCGAUCAGUAGGCAAAGGAGCCUUUGGCAAAGUUCGAGUGGUGCAGCACAAAUCAACUAAGCAGUUGUAUGCCUUGAAAUAUAUCAACAAAGCCAAAUGUAUCAAAAUGCGAGCAGUAGACAAUAUCAUAUCCGAGCGCCGUCUUCUUGAACAAAUCGACUACAGUUUGAUUGUCAAUUUGCGUUACGCAUUUCAAGAUGAUGAGAACCUGUUCAUGAUUCUCGAUCUUAUGUUAGGUGGCGAUCUGCGGUUCCAUCUCGAACGAGUGGGAACACUCCCUGAAGACCAGGUGCGGUUCUAUGCUGCCGAAUUGGCAUUAGGCCUGAACUACCUCCACAGACGACGUAUUGUUCAUCGGGACUUGAAACCUGACAACAUUCUCCUGGACGAAAAUGGCCAUGCACAUCUGACGGACUUUAAUAUUGCAGUUCACUAUAGCGAUAAAAAACCACUUACAGCUGUAGCUGGGUCUAUGGCAUACAUGGCACCAGAAGUGCUACAAAAAAAGGGAUACUUUUCCUCAGUGGAUUGGUGGUCGCUGGGAGUAGUAUUGUUUGAACUUCUCUUUGGAAAGCGCCCCUUUCGUGGUAAAACCAACGAGUCUCUCACCAAAUCGAUUACUAGCGAACCAGCAAAAUAUCCUGAAAACGUUUUUGAGCUCGUAUCACCCCAAUGCCUGGAUUUCUUGCAAGGUCUCUUGACUCGUGACCCAUCGCAACGUAUUGGCGUCGAUGGUGGCUUUGAGAAGAUUCGAAGUCAUGGGUGGUUUAAGGGUAUCGACUGGCACGCCAUGGAGCGGAAGGAGCUCAAGCCGCCUUUUACUCCCGAUAGCAAGAGGGCCAACUUUGAUCCAUCGCACGAGCUAGAGGAAAUCCUAUUGGAAGACAACCCACUGAAGGUCAGGAAAAGGUCCAAACCAGUUGCAUCCAACGCUGGAGGCUCUAUCAAAAGUCAGAUCAGUCAAAACCAUGAUCAAUCUCCAGAAAUGCAAAUCAUGGACGAUAAAUUCUUGACUUACGAUUAUACCAAGCCGCACGAAAAUGCUAUGCGCCAACAAGAAUUUGAACAACGACGAUGGGCACAUAAAUCUGGCACUGACAGUCGUGUCACGCAAAUAACAGAUGAAGCGAGAUAUUCACAAUGACCAUGACCCAUUCAUCGAUCACCCAGCUUCGCCCGGGAAAGCACCUAAUUAUGGCUCAGAAAGGUCAUCGAACGAACAACCCGUUUACAACCGAUCCGACAGUUCAUAUUAUCGGAGACGACUUUCAGACGACAGCGGACCGUAUCCUCCUUCGCCCAUUCCCAGUGAAACAGGCUUGCUUAAAGGACAUGGCUAUCCUAUUGAGCAAUCACAACAAGGAUAUGGAGUGAAAACUGCAUUCCCAAUGCCACCACCUCAACAACCUCCUCCACCAAUUCCUUCUAGUCAACCCGUCUUUCGACCUCAUAGAAUAUCGGGUCGUCCCAGUCGUGAAAAACUGCCCAUGAUGUUGCCCUCGCAACAAG